This is a messenger RNA of Harmonia axyridis, 1439 nucleotides long. RefSeq names its product tax1-binding protein 3 homolog. The transcript is spliced from 3 exons. The record is from RefSeq and is a predicted model, not a curated record. NCBI's taxonomy places the organism in Eukaryota, Metazoa, Arthropoda, Insecta, Coleoptera, Coccinellidae. Gene Ontology annotation, molecular function: protein binding. Bases 106 to 465 code for a protein of 119 amino acids.
UCUGUCAGAUAGAACGAUAUUAGUCAUACUUCUAAAUAAGAUUUCGAAAUUUGCUGCUGCCUUCUGAAGUUUUUUAAGUGUGAAAUAAAUACUACCUUUUCAAAAAUGUGUGCAAAAAUGGCAUUUCAACAUCAAGCUGGCACAGCCAUGGAAUGUUUGAGUAUUCCAAUAACACUUCACAAAGAAGUUGAAGGUGUAACAAUGCGCUGUGGAUUUAAAAUAGGAGGUGGCAUUGAUCAAGAUUUUCAUAAGAGCCCCCAAGGAUAUACAGAUAAUGGGAUCUAUGUAACGGAAGUUCACGAAUCAAGCCCUGCGUCAAAGAGUGGCCUUAGAGUGCAUGACAAAAUUUUGCAGUGCAAUGGUUAUGAUUUCACCAUGGUGACACAUAAAAAGGCUGUGAGCUAUAUAAAGAAACACCCAGUUCUUAAUUUGUUAGUAGCACGUAAAGGAGUCACAUCUACAUAAAAUUGGUCCAUCAUAAUAAUACACUAGUACUUAAUGUACUUUUAGCCAAAGUCAAAAAAUUUAAUUCAUUGUUAUGCCGCUUUACAUCUAGAAACUUGUACAUUAUGUUUCAUUAUAUUGCUUUAUGUAUGUGAAGAUGGGAACUAUAGUUUUAUCCAGUAAAAUCUAAGAGAACAAAAAUUCGGGUGUUCAAUCUCGAGUAUUCUGUUUCAUCAACUUGAAAGUAUUUAAAGUUGAUGAAAAAUUAUACUUGGUUUAAAUGAUUCCAUUUUUUGACACAAUUUUGAUUCGUGUUAUUUUCUUUAAUUAUUGUAAGGUUGAAAAUUUACAGUGGCAGUAUUAAUUUUUAUAAAUGUCAUAAUAUAUUGGUUUGAUAAGAUUUAGAUAUGUAAUUGUAUUCUUCUUAAUUCACCCUUUUUUGGAAGAAGCUAGUCACUAACUCUGAAGUUUCAGUUUGAAACGAAUCAUGAUGAAUAAGUUUAUGUGAAAACCAUGCAUUGCCAUCCAUAUUGCAUAAAUCUAGAUAGUUUUUCUUAAAUUUAACAAAAAAUCUAUUGGUUUGGCUCUUAUAUUCUCAUGUUCAAGUCUUCAUUUUUCUUUCAUCAGUCCAUUCCAAAUAAACCAAUAUCUUGUCUUUGUUGUGCAACCUAAUUUGAUGAGUGAAAGCUUUUCUGUAGGUGUUGAAUGUAGUUGAGUCGUAGAUUUAUGUAUAUGAAUAUUGUAUUUGAAUAGGUAGCAAUAAUUGGGUAGGUUUUGAGAUAAAGUGUAUCAAUCAGGUAGAUUUUGAGAUUGAAGUGAAAAUGAGCAUAUAGUUAAUAUACAGUAAGCUUUUCCUGUUUUUAUAUCAAUGUACAAACAAACCUAUCUGUACAAGUAUUUCAAUUCCAUUUUUUCAUCAUUCCACAAUUUAAAUUUUGUAUAUUUUAAGAAUAUGUAUAUAGAUAUAAAUGAAGUAAAGACUAUGUGAUAUUGCA